Molecule: messenger RNA, 1955 nt
Organism: Malania oleifera
Lineage: Eukaryota; Viridiplantae; Streptophyta; Magnoliopsida; Santalales; Ximeniaceae
Product: WAT1-related protein At3g28050-like
Exons: 7
Coding region: 209-1441 (410 amino acids)
Cellular component (GO): plasma membrane
Molecular function (GO): transmembrane transporter activity
Source: RefSeq, a predicted model, not a curated record
CACUUUAAAACAUUUUUCAUUUACCAGGGAGGACAUAACUUUAUGCAUAAUUACAAUCACUCGAAGAAGCAACAAAGGCAAAACAGAAAACGAAAGCCAUCGCCAUUUGUCGAUGUAUCUUUCGAGGGAAAGAGUUCAAUCAUCUUCAACAGAGCAAAUGAAAUUAAAUAAAGCAACAUUGAAAGGGAAAGAGCCAUGAUCACACCACAUGCAACAGAGCCCCCACUGCGCAAACACCAUUAUAAGCUCAGAUAACCAAACCUGUGAUGUCACACAGAGAGAUCACAAUUUCUUGAACGCCUCUGUUUCUUCUUGCUCUGUUUCAGAGAGAGAGAGAGAGAGAGAGAGAGGGGGGGGGGGGGGAACGGAGGGAGAGGGAGAGAUGGUGGGGAGGUGCUGUUCCGGCUCCGGCGAUGUGCUGCCAUUCGCGGCCAUAGUAGCCAUGGAGUGCGCCAACGUGGGGCUGAACACGCUAUACAAAGCUGCAACUUGGACAGGGAUGAACUACUACGUCUUCAUAGUCUACGCAUAUGCUAUUGCUGCUCUGCUUCUCCUUCCUUCCCCCUUCAUCACCCACAGAAAAGGGCUGCUUCCUCCACUCAACUUCUCUGUUCUAUACAAAAUUGGCCUACUGGGACUGGUUGGUUCUACAUCUCAGAUCAUGGGGUACAAAGGCAUCAAUUACAGUUCUCCUACUCUUGCCUCUGCUAUCAGCAACCUCACGCCAGCUUUUACCUUCAUCCUCGCGAUCCUCUUCAGGAUGGAGAAGGUAGCUCUGAGAAGCUCAAGCAGCCAGGCUAAGAUCAUGGGCACCAUAGUAUCAAUAUCAGGAGCAUUUGUAGUCACGCUCUACAAAGGUCCAGCGAUUGUAAUAUCUUCAUCACCAUCCAAAUCACUCCAUUCCCUGGCCUCAUCACAGUCCAAUUGGGUCCUUGGCAGCCUUUACCUUACCACUGAAUAUCUACUCAUACCAGUCUGGUACAUUAUUCAGGCAAAAAUUAUGACGGAGUACCCAUCAGAGCUCACAGUGGUUUUCUUCUACAACUUGUGUGUGGCCAUUGUAGCUGCCGUCGCAGGUUUAGUUGCAGAAGUGGACUUGAGUGCUUGGAGAGUUGGACUCAACAUAGCAUUGAUAUCUAUCUUAUGCUCGGGAUUUUUUGGGUCAUUCAUGAGCAUUGCAGUUCACACAUGGGCUCUGCGCUUGAAGGGACCGGUCUAUGUAGCUAUGUUCAAGCCAUUAUCCAUUGUAAUAGCAGUUGCCAUGGGAGUCAUAUUCCUGGGAGACACACUCCAUCUUGGGAGUGUUGUUGGAGCAACCAUAAUAUCCCUCGGGUUUUAUACGGUCAUGUGGGGGAAAGCGAAAGAAGAGGUGAAUGAGGAAUGUGGGUUUAGAAGCUUGGACUCGCAGUCUACUCAAAAGACCCCUCUGUUGCCAAGCUAAUGAGCGAUACAGUUGAUGAAAUGUAAAACCAAUUGUAUGCAUAUGAAUUGAAGCCCAGUUAUGUUCCCCAGCUAGCUAGCUACUUGCAUUCUGAAAAUUUUAAUGGGCUUCUUCAGAUUCAGAGCACAGAACCCGUCACUGAGGAUCAUAUAAAGCAUGCGGUGAGGCACACAUGAACUGACACAGCUCAGGCAUUUGAAUAUUAUGACAUGAUAGUAUUAUCCCACCCAGAUUUAUGAAAGAAUGAAGGGAAAAAAAUUGAAUAGCACUUUCAGGAAUAGACAGGGAUGGUACAGAAAACAUCUACUCUUUACAAGAAAGUGUGGUGGGCAUCCAAAAUAAGAGCCUGUAAUAUUCUCAACAUAUAUAAUAUCUCAGAAUCUUAAGCCUUGUGACAUAGGGAAGCGCCACUGGGAUGGUACAGAAAACAUCUGUAAAGUGUGGUGGGCCUCCAAAAGAAGAGCCUGUUAUGUUCUAACAUUUAUAAUAUCUCAGAAUUUUAAGCCUCGUGAAA